CCAUUGUAUUUGGCUCUCUCUCUGGAAAACACAAUAAGAGUUGAUUACUAUGUGGACUUACCUUCUUCCUUUUGCACUAGUUUGCUUUUGUGAGUGUCUCUUCCGUCUGUCAACAGCAGACCAAGCCAGUGACUGGACGGAUGUGGUCAUGGCGCAGGCGGGCUCGGCCGUCACGCUCCCCUGCUUGGGCAGCACACCUGCCCAGUGGGACUCUUGGAUGAUGAUGUCAGCCGGGGAGAGCCACUGGACCGUGCUGCUGUCAGCCGACGCUAGCGGGGGUCCGGUGCACGGGCUCCCGCGGAAGCUCAUCCAGCUGGGCGGCAGGAUGUUUGAGAUAACAGAGGACGCAUCGCUGCGGUUCAUCGUCACAGCAACAGCAGGGGGACGGUACUCGUGCUCCAUGCGUGUCAACAGCAGGACGCUGGAAAAGAGGAUCGUUCUUCUGGCCCUCAUUGACUUGACUAUAACACCACCACCCCCCAUAAAAUUGGACGGCCUCGUGCGUCUGGAAGCCAAGGUCUUUCCUGCCUAUGUUGCCACCAGAGGGGCAUGGCAUUCUCCCACAGGCGCACGCUUGCUCACCAGCAUAUCCUCCGCGGGCAUCUUCCUCACGAAGCUGCCCCACGUUGCCGCGGACGACCAGGGCCUCUACACAUGCAGCAUCCGGGUCCGUGGGCAGAGCCAUAAGCCUGUCUACAACUACACACUGGCCGUGGCCGUGGACGUGAGGCACGUGGCACCGUUACCAAGUAUUAAAUAUGAUUCCAUACGCAGCGCCGCGGUUCUCGCCGGGUCGCCCGUCGAACUCCCCUGCCCCCCCGUCCUCGGCGACUACGUGCGGCUCUACUGGUGGCGUCCGGACACCUUGCAAGACGCUCAGCCGGAGCUGGCCUUCUCCUUCGACCGCUGGAGGAACCGCACGCAUCAGGCUAAGCCCCGCCUCCAGCUGCAAGGCCCCGCCUCCCCAGGAAGCACCGGCAACAUCUCCUUCCUCCUGACGCCGGCGCUGGCCGACGCAGGCCACUACCAGUGUGAAGUUUUCCUGGACAGCGAGGCGUUCGGUCAAGUCACCGCUCUGACCGUUUUACGCGGGCAUGAACGGCUCUCCUCUUCUUCUUUGGACCUGCGUUGUGAGUUUGCAGAGCGCUCUCAGGUGGCGUCCGUGGGCUGGACGCAUGUGCCUGCCCUCAACCUGAUGCAAACCGCCAUCAUAGGCCGGGUGACCAUCACAGUGCCCCUCCCCGUCACCCCCGACACUGCCGGUCCGUACACCUGCACACUGCGCCUGAAGACCGGCCAGGUGGUCUCGUACCAGUACACGCUCGCGCCGCCCCCUACAGAGGGUAACAGCAUGCCAGAGCCGCCCAUUCUUCUCCCCUCGCUGUCUCUCCUCCUUUUUCUGGUGCCCGUCUCUGCUGUGGCUGUCGGAUUGUUGCUAUGGAGAUGGGGACGUUGCACCUUCCGCCGGAAUGUUGAGUGCACUCUGUCUCACUACUCUGGCGAAGUGGAGAAUAUUUAUGAAGAUCCUGAGGAUCUGAGACAGCAGUCAACUCCACAAUCCGCCGUGUAUAUGGACCUGAAGCCCACAGGCCAGACAGAUGUGUACAGGGAAUUAGACAGAUAUGACAAGUGUUGUGCUUGAGUCUUUCUGAACU
This is a messenger RNA of Electrophorus electricus (electric eel), 1655 nucleotides long. It is a transcript of the gene g6fl, whose product is annotated as g6f-like. NCBI's taxonomy places the organism in Eukaryota, Metazoa, Chordata, Actinopteri, Gymnotiformes, Gymnotidae. Gene Ontology annotation, molecular function: MHC class II protein binding; protein tyrosine kinase binding. The record is from RefSeq and is a predicted model, not a curated record. Gene Ontology annotation, cellular component: external side of plasma membrane; membrane raft. Gene Ontology annotation, biological process: interleukin-15-mediated signaling pathway; positive regulation of ERK1 and ERK2 cascade; T cell activation.